Hyaena hyaena (striped hyena) is the source of this 1237-nucleotide messenger RNA. It is a transcript of the gene FCRLA, whose product is annotated as Fc receptor like A. The transcript has 6 exons. Gene Ontology annotation, molecular function: transmembrane signaling receptor activity. Bases 49 to 1179 code for a protein of 376 amino acids. The record is from RefSeq and is a predicted model, not a curated record. NCBI's taxonomy places the organism in Eukaryota, Metazoa, Chordata, Mammalia, Carnivora, Hyaenidae. Gene Ontology annotation, biological process: cell surface receptor signaling pathway.
AAGAAAAUCAGUGCGUUAGAGGCUGCAGGAGACCUAAACACAGUCACCAUGAAGCUGGGCUGUCUCUGCACGGCUGGGGCCUUCUACUUUUCGCCUACUAUGCUCUGGGCAGCCCCGAUGCUACUAGCUGUCCUUGGCCUCUGGUUUCCUGCACCAGCAGCUGGAUGUCAUGCUGCUGCCAGUUUUGAUACACUGCAGUGUGAAGGACCUGUCAGCACCCGGGACAGCGGCUGCGAUACUGAAGAGGACUUGACCUGCCCAAAGGAAGUUGACUUCCAGGUCAAGGGCUACACUUUCAGUAAACCCUUCCAUCUGGUUGUGUCCUACGACUGGCUGAUUCUCCAAGGUCCAGUCAGCCCUAUAUUUGAAGGAGACCCACUAGUUCUACGCUGCCAGGCCUGGCAAAACUGGCCACUGGCCCAGAUCACCUUCUACCGAGAUGGCUCAGCCCUGGGACCCCCUGGACCUAAUAGGGAAUUCUCCAUCGCCGUGGUACAACAGGCUGACAGUGGACACUAUCACUGCAGUGGUGUCUUCAGAAGCCCUGGUCCUGGGAGACCAGAAACAGCAUCUUCCGUGGCUAUCAAGGUCCAAGAACUGUUUCCAGCCCCACUUCUCAGAGCCACCCCCUCAGCUGAGCCCCAAGAGGGGGGUCCAGUGACCCUAAGCUGUCAGACAAAGCUGCCCCUGCAUAGGUCAACUGCCCGCCUCUUCUUCUCCUUCUACAAGGACAGCAGGACUGUGCGUGGCAGGGGUCUCUCCUCAGAAUUCCAGAUCCCCACAGCUUCAGAGGCACACUCUGGGUCCUACUGGUGUGAAGCAGCCACUGAGGACAACCAAGUUUGGAAACAGAGCUCCAAGCUGGAGAUCCGGGUGCAGGGUCCCUCCAGCUCUACUGCACCCCCUACCUUGAAUCCAGCUCGUCAGAAAUCAACUGUUCCAGAAUCGACUCCAACAGAGUCCCCUGCAUCUCAGCCUCCACUGUCCACUCCUUCUAAGAAUUCAGACUUCUCCUCUCCUCUGCGGGUGCUGGACCCCCAUUUGAAUCAACAGAUGGGCAUUCUUCUCAAGCAAAUGCAGGAUAUGAGAGUUCUCCUUGGUCACCUGGUCAUGGAGCUGAGGGACUUAUCUGGCCACCUGAAGCUCGAGACCACAAAGGGCCAUGCCAAAUAUGAGUAAACAAUUCACUUGCAGUAUUGCUCAAUGACUCCCAAUAAACUCAAUUUUUUCUACCUUU